GGAAGUGCCGACCUGGAACCUGCAGUAGGCGGGUGUCCCCUCGGUGCCGCUCAGCCGCCGCCUGCGCCGGCCAUGGACUGCUACACGGCGAACUGGAACCCGCUCGGGGACUCUGCCUUCUACCGGAAAUAUGAGCUGUACAGCAUGGACUGGGACCUGAAAGAGGAACUCAGGGACUGCUUGGUGGCCGCUGCACCCUAUGGGGGCCCCAUUGCACUGCUCAGGAACCCCUGGAAGAAGGAGAAGGCUGCCAGUGUACGGCCUGUGCUGGAGAUCUACUCUGCUUCUGGCAUGCCUCUGGCCAGCCUACUGUGGAAGAGUGGGCCUGUGGUGUCCCUGGGCUGGUCAGCUGAAGAGGAGCUGCUCUGUGUGCAAGAAGAUGGUGUGGUGCUGGUUUAUGGGCUUCAUGGUGACUUCCGGAGACACUUCAGCAUGGGCAAUGAAGUUCUUCAGAACCGGGUUCUGGAUGCCCGAAUCUUCCAUACUGAGUUUGGUUCCGGGGUGGCCAUCCUCACAGGGGCCCACCGCUUCACCCUCAGCGCCAAUGUGGGUGACCUCAAACUCCGCCGGAUGCCAGAGGUUCCAGGCCUACAGAGUGCACCCUCAUGCUGGACCACACUGUUCCAGGAGCGAGUGGCACACAUUCUUCUGGCUGUGGGGCCUGAUCUUUACCUCUUGGACCAUGCAGCCUGCUCUGCAGUGACACUCCCUGGCCUGUCCCCCGGAGUGAGCAGUUUCCUGCAGAUGGCAGUCUCCUUCACCUACCGCCACCUGGCACUCUUCACAGAUACAGGCUGCAUCUGGAUGGGGACAACGUCCCUCAAGGAGAAGCUUUGUGAGUUCAACUGCAACGUCCGGGCUCCCCCAAAGCAGAUGGUCUGGUGCAGCCGUCCUCGCAGCAAGGAGAGGGCUGUCGUGGUGGCCUGGGAAAGGCGACUAAUGGUGGUAGGCGAUGCACCCGAGAGCAUCCAGUUUGUGCUGGACGAGGACUCCUACCUGGUGCCAGAGCUGGAUGGGGUCCGCAUCUUCUCCCGCAGCACCCAUGAGUUCCUGCAUGAGGUUCCAGUGGCCAGUGAGGAGAUCUUCAAAAUUGCCUCAAUGGCUCCCGGAGCACUGCUAUUAGAGGCCCAGAAGGAAUAUGAGAAAGAGAGCCAGAAGGCAGAUGAGUACCUGCGGGAGAUCCAGGAGCUGGGGCAGCUGACCCAGGCUGUGCAGCAGUGUAUCGAGGCUGCGGGACACGAGCACCGGCCAGACAUGCAGAAGAGUCUGCUCAGGGCGGCCUCCUUCGGAAAGUGUUUCCUGGACAGAUUUUCACCCGACAGCUUUGUGCGCAUGUGUCAGGAGCUUCGUGUGCUCAACGCCGUUCGGGACUACCACAUUGGAAUUCCCCUCACCUACAGCCAAUACAAGCAGCUCACCAUCCAGGUGCUACUGGACAGGCUUGUGUUGCGAAGACUGUACCCCCUGGCCAUCCAGAUAUGUGAAUACCUGCGCCUUCCUGAAGUACAGGGCGUCAGCAGGAUCCUGGCCCACUGGGCCUGCUACAAGGUGCAACAGAAGGAUGUGUCUGAUGAGGAUGUUGCUCGGGCCAUUAAUCAGAAGCUAGGGGACACACCUGGUGUCUCUUACUCUGACAUUGCUGCGCGGGCUUAUGGCUGUGGCCGUACAGAGCUAGCCAUCAAGCUAUUGGAGUAUGAGCCACGCUCUGGGGAGCAGGUACCCCUUCUCCUGAAGAUGAAGAGGAGCAAACUAGCACUGAACAAGGCCAUUGAGAGUGGGGAUACAGAUCUUGUGUUCACGGUAUUGCUGCACCUGAAGAAUGAGCUGAACCGAGGAGAUUUUUUCAUGACCCUCCGGAACCAGCCCAUGGCCCUAAGUUUGUACAGACAGUUCUGUAAGCAUCAGGAACUAGAGACACUGAAGGACCUUUACAACCAGGAUGACAACCACCAAGAGUUGGGCAGUUUCCACAUCCGAGCCAGCUAUGCUUCAGAAGAGCGAAUCGAGGGGCGUGUUGCAGCUCUGCAGACUGCAGCUGACGCCUUCUACAAGGCCAAGAAUGAGUUUGCAGCCAAGGCCACAGAGGAUCAAAUGCGGCUCCUACGGCUGCAGCGACGCCUAGAAGACGAGUUGGGGGGCCAUUUCCUCGACCUGUCUCUACAUGACACAGUCACCACCCUCAUCCUCGGAGGCCACAAUAAGCGCUCAGAGCAGCUGGCACGUGACUUCCGCAUUCCUGACAAGAGGCUCUGGUGGCUGAAGCUAACCGCCCUGGCAGAUCUGGGAGACUGGGAGGAGCUGGAGAAGUUUUCUAAGAGCAAGAAAUCACCCAUUGGCUACCUGCCUUUCGUGGAAAUCUGCAUGAAGCAACACAAUAAGUAUGAGGCCAAAAAGUAUGCAUCCCGCGUGGGUCCUGAGCAGAAGGUCAAGGCUUUACUUCUUGUUGGGGAUGUGGCUCAGGCUGCAGAUGUGGCUAUUGAGCACCGGAAUGAGGCAGAGAUGAGCCUCGUGUUGUCUCACUGCACGGGAGCCACAGAUGGGGCCACAGCCGACAAGAUUCAGCGGGCCCGGGCACAAGCCCAGAAGAAGUAAGAGGCCCAUCCUGCACAUCUCCUCAAGCCAGGGGCUUGACCAGAAGUGUCUCUGCUUAUUCUCCCCCUUCCCCAGAGCAAAAGUUGGGGAGUAAGCUAAGGUGGGAACUGGGAGUCUGGUUGUAAAUAAAGUUGUAACAUUUCAGAAUGCUUGUCUAAUGCAGUCUGGCCUAAGCACUGGAAUCAGAGCUAUCUAGACACCACAGCAAAGUUCCACUUGUUUGGUUGGGACUGGACGUGGGGCUUCUCCAGCUGUUUUUACAAGAGACCUGUCCCUCUGACCAGUUACUAAGGAAAGUUUCAUAGUUUUCCUAGGAAAACUAUGGGGGGAGAGAGCACAGAACAUACUCCAACUCGUUAAGAACCACACUGAAAAAAAAAUUUUUUAAAGAUUUAUUUAUACAAGAACCGGGGUAUAGGCCAGAUGUGCAGGAGGGUGAGAGGAUUCACCAGAGACAGAGCGGGGAACAAACAGGCAUACUGACGAAAUACACUGCUGAGGGGAGCAGCGGGCGAGACAGGAGAGGUCUGCCUUGCCAUGUGGGCAUCUCUGUGGCCGGUGGGGAUCAAACUGGCACUGCAGAGGCUGCGGACAGCUUCACAGCACUGCGCUCAACCACCUGCACCAGCAGGGAGACCCCCCACACUGAAAAUUGUUACACACACUCUCUCUCUCUCUCUCUCUCUCUCUCUCUCUCAAGAACUGUCAAGAACUGUGCCAAACACUACCGUUUUUGUUUCAUUUAUUCCAUAUGACAACCCCGUGAGAUAGGGAGCAGCAUCCCAUUUUUACAAAGGAAGAAAGGGGACUGAGGUUCUGUCACAGUGAGCAUAUGGCAAAACUGGGCUUUGAAACUAGAUUGAGCAUUUGGGGGUCUCAGAGCUGCUCCUUGGGUAUGGUGGUGACAGAAAAGAGUUGACUCAGCUGGAACUAAGGUCGGGCCCUCUACGAGGGGAACGUGAGCUGCCUGGCAGUACAGUGAAGGCUGAAAGAAUGAUGGGAAGCAAGUGAUCAGUGAGUUGGAGGAGGAGCCUUCAGAAACCCUGCCUACCGUGGUGAGAAAUUCCUGAGUGUUCUCCGGGUGGAAGAGAAAAGGGAAGUGGAAUUCUCCUUUUGGCAGUUCUUUGGCAAGAACUGCAAACUGCAAACCAUGAUUCCACCCUGGACCCAUGGAGGCUCCAUCCCUGUCAGUAGACGUGCCUUCUAGGCCUGCCAUUUGCACUCUGUGCAUCGUGGCUUCUAGUCCAGUGCCCCCACCCAACAGAGGGCAUGACUUUUCCUCCUGUUGUCCCCUUAGUCUGCAAGUAGAAAACCAAAGCCCAGAAGGAUAAAACCAAAGCUAGAGGGAGGGUCUCAAUAGAGCUUCCAGCCUUGCCUUCUUCAAAGCCUCUAAGGCCAGCCAUGCUUAGGAAGACUGAAAGUGUUUCUUUUCUUCUCUCACCUGAUCUCUAAGUGUGACUUUGUUAAAGUCCUCUAAGAGUAUAUAUAUCAAAUCGUAAAACAGCCAUUUCUUAUGCUUACCAGGUGGACAGGAGAAAACCGUGAUGUUUGGAAUCAACUGAAAGUCUCAAGGGUUG
Talpa occidentalis (Iberian mole) is the source of this 4169-nucleotide messenger RNA. RefSeq names its product VPS16 core subunit of CORVET and HOPS complexes (gene VPS16). The transcript is spliced from 24 exons. NCBI's taxonomy places the organism in Eukaryota, Metazoa, Chordata, Mammalia, Eulipotyphla, Talpidae. Gene Ontology annotation, cellular component: lysosomal membrane; cytoplasm; HOPS complex. Gene Ontology annotation, biological process: endosomal transport; vacuole fusion, non-autophagic; intracellular protein transport. The record is from RefSeq and is a predicted model, not a curated record. Gene Ontology annotation, molecular function: actin binding. Bases 73 to 2592 code for a protein of 839 amino acids.